This is a messenger RNA of Nelumbo nucifera (sacred lotus), 1912 nucleotides long. Its product is annotated as tryptamine 5-hydroxylase-like. Lineage: Eukaryota; Viridiplantae; Streptophyta; Magnoliopsida; Proteales; Nelumbonaceae. Gene Ontology annotation, molecular function: iron ion binding; oxidoreductase activity, acting on paired donors, with incorporation or reduction of molecular oxygen; monooxygenase activity. The record is from RefSeq and is a predicted model, not a curated record.
GUUUACCGGUUUAUGUAAAGCCAUUUAAACGUUCUAAAUAAAGCCUUAACUCCUCCCCAGUCCGGCACUCCCCCUUAUCUCUUCUACCAAGCUUUCACUCUCUCUCUCUCUCUCUCUCUCUCUCUCUGUCACAAAUGGAGGAUCUUACCGCUUUCUUCACCCUUUCCGUUUCAGUUAUUAUCACAGUACUUGUCGUCACCCUUACUAAAUGGAACAGAUCGCCGGCGAUCACCCCUCCGUCACCUCCGAAGCUCCCAAUACUCGGACACCUCCACCUCCUCACCGACAUGCCCCACCACUCCUUCUCCCAACUCGCGCAGAAACUCGGCCCCAUCAUCUACCUCCAGCUCGGUCGCAUCCCCUCCCUCGUCAUCUCCUCCGCUAGACUCGCCCGCGAAGUCCUCAAGACCCACGACCACGCUUUCGCCAGCAGACCCCAGAUCAUCGCCGCUCAGUAUCUCUCCUUCGGAUGCUCCGACGUCACUUUCUCCGCUUACGGCCCUUACUGGCGCCAAGCCCGGAAAAUCUGCGUCACCGAGUUACUUAGCUCGAAACGAGUCAGCUCCUUCCAACGUAUUCGAGACGAGGAGGUGAACCUGUUGCUGGCUUCUCUUUCCGCGCUGUCGGGGAAAGAAACCGAUAUGAGCCACCGAUUCUUCUCGUUGGCUAAUAACGUCUUGUGUCGCGUCGCGUUCGGGAGUAGGUACGUAGACGACGAGUCGAGGGUCGAAGGAGCAGGAGGGUCGAAAAGCCGGUUGCCGGAGAUACUGACGGAGGCGCAGGCGUUGUUUGCCGGGUUCAGUAUAGGCGAUUUCUAUCCGGCGUUGGAGUGGGUCAAUUGGUUGACCGGGCUGAAGAGGAGAUUGGAGAGGAACCUGGGAGAUUUGAGAACAGUGUGUGACGAAAUCAUCAAAGAGCAUUUAGAGAAGAGAAAGACUAGUAGUGGUAGUGCAGCAACAACCGACGAUGCUUCCGAUAGGGAGGAUUUCGUAGACGUAUUGCUUCGAGUGCAGAAAGGUGGCGACUUAGAGGUGCCCAUUACAGACGACAAUCUCAAAGCCCUCGUUCUGGACAUGUUUGUUGCUGGAACUGAUACAACAUCGGCCACGCUGGAAUGGGCCAUGACAGAGUUGGCUAGACACCCAGACGUGAUGAAGAAAGCGCAAACAGAAGUGAGAAGUGUGUUUGGCAGCAAAGGGAGAGUAGAGGAAGGAGAUCUGCAACAACUUGUUUACAUGAAGGCCGUGAUCAAGGAGACCUUACGGUUACACCCGCCGGCCCCUCUGCUGGUUCCCCGAGAGUCGAUAGAGAAGUGUGUUCUCGACGGCUACGAGAUACCGGCCAAGACUCGAGUCUUCAUCAACACUUACGCAAUUGGAAGGGAUCCACUCUCCUGGGAGCAUCCCCUGGAGUACAACCCUGAGCGAUUCAUUGGCACCAACAUUGAUGUCAAGGGCCAGGACUUCGAGUUACUCCCAUUUGGGGGAGGGAGAAGGGGUUGCCCUGGCUACUCCUUUGGAUUGGCUACCAUAGAGAUAGCACUGGCUAGAUUCUUGUAUCACUUCGAUUGGGCUCUGCCCAACGGCGUCACUGCUGAUGAUGUCGACCUCACUGAGAUUUUUGGCCUGGCUACUAGAAAAAAGGUUGCUCUGCUUCUUGUUCCUACUACCAUUAAGGAUUAUGAGUUCAAAAGAACUGGAUGAUACCUCUUUCGAUCGAUACUUGGUUCGUUGGCUGGUACUGGUUACUACUUACUAGCUACUACCAGCAGCAUUUGGCUGUUAUCUGUGUUACUGUGUAGUGCCAUGACCCCAUGAGUGAGGAUGACUGAUGAAUCAUCGUCAAUAACAUAUUUCUUUUUGCUGCUCCAUUUGUUUUUUACUUUUAGGUAAGCUUUUUGCUCCGUUGUUUC